Molecule: messenger RNA, 1152 nt
Organism: Micromonas commoda
Lineage: Eukaryota; Viridiplantae; Chlorophyta; Mamiellophyceae; Mamiellales; Mamiellaceae
Exons: 1
Coding region: 1-1152 (383 amino acids)
Source: RefSeq, a predicted model, not a curated record
AUGGCGGACUCCGGCGCCCCCCCGGGGGAGAACCUCACGCUCGCGCAGAUCGCCGCGCAGCAGACCGCCGCGAUGCAGGCCGCGAUGCAGGGGCGCGGGCGCGGUCGCGGCCGCGGGCGGGGCGGCGAGCCCAAGCCCAAGAAGCUGACCAAGGCGCAGAUCGCCGCGCAGGAGCGCGCAGCCGCGGCGCACGCCGCGCAGGCUGCCGCGGUGGCGUCCGCGGCGCCGCAGAUCCCCAUGCAUCAGAUGCCCGGCGUCCCGAUCCAGAUGCCCCCACCCGGCGUGCCCGUCCCGCAGCAGCAGCAGCAGCAGCAGCAGCAGCAGCAGCAGCAGCAGCAGGCGCCGGGUCCGGGCGGGGGCCCGCCCCGCCCACCGCCCCUGCGCCAACGAUCGCCGGUGGAUGUGCAGAACGAGCUCCGGCAGAACCUCGAGCUCAUCAAGCGCGAGACGGUCGAAUCUAAGAACGCCUUCGAGCGAACGGGCCGCACGUACGAACCGCCCAAAUACGUCGUCAAGGCGCAGUUCGACGCGGCGAUCGGCGUCGAGCUGUGGCUCGACGAUCACGCCAAGAACUUCGACGCCAACGAGCUCGCCAAGAAGAUCGCCAUGCUCCAGGGCAUCCAGACCAAGUGCGCGAAGGGCAUCCUGGACGAAAACCCGUUCGAGGCGCUGUGCUGCUGGGUGGAGCUCACCAAGACGUACUACAUAUGCGUCCGCGAGAGCAGGAACCUGACGAUGAGGGGCGUCGCCGGCAUCGUCCCGCCGACGUUCGCCCUCCCCGUCGACUCCCCCGACCCGCCCCCCGCCAUCCCGGACGACGACGUCAUCCCGGUGCACGAGCUGGACGAGGCGAUGUUCCAGAUCGUGGGGCCGAAGGUGUGGGUGGAAGCGGUGCAGGAGGACUUACUGCGGCGCGUGGGAAUCGAGGGCAUAGCGCCGACGUACGCGCGGAGCCUUCGGAAGGGCAAGGAGAAGGGGCAGCCGGCUGGCGGCGAAGGCGGCGGCGCGGGUGAAGGAGAAGGAGGAGAAGGAGGAGGAGGAGGAGGAGGAGACGACGGCGGUGGAGGAGACAAUGGAGGAGACAAUGGCGGAGGCGCGGAAACGGGUGCCGAGGGGGAAGCGGGCGGGGACGCGACACCCAUGGAGUCGUAG